This is a messenger RNA of Clunio marinus, 1909 nucleotides long. The record is from the annotation of a GenBank genome assembly. Lineage: Eukaryota; Metazoa; Arthropoda; Insecta; Diptera; Chironomidae.
GAGUAAAGUUAAACGUGAAUUUUAACAGAGAAAUAAAAUAAAAGCAAAAAGGAAGAAGAAGUGCGUGUUUUACGCCGAUUAAACAUGGCAAUGUCUCGACGAACUCUGCUCCAACUUUUCUUGAAAAGAACGUCUUUCUCAUCAACUCUAAGCAUUCUACCAGAAGCAAUAGGCGCUGAUUAUGAAUGUAUUCACGCAAAACAAAGCAUAAGUGCAAAGGAACAAUAUGCAAAACCUUAUGCUGACAUUCCCGGCCCACGAGAGCUUCCGAUUAUCGGAAAUGCAUGGCGUUUUGCUCCAAUCAUUGGUCAACACAAGAUCGAGGAACUCGAUAAAGUGAUGCUACAACUUCAUGAAGUCUACGGAAAAAUCGUAAAAGUGAGUGGAUUAAUUGGUCAUCCUGAUUUGUUAUUCAUUUACGAUGGCGAUGAAAUCAGAAACACGUUUCGACGAGAAGAAAUUUUACCGCAUCGACCAGCAAUGCCAUCAUUACAUCACUACAAGGGUGAAUUGCAUAAAGAUUUUUUCGGCGACUGUCCCGGAAUAAUUGGAGUACAUGGCCAAAAAUGGGACAACUUUCGCUCUAAAGUUCAACAAGUAAUGCUCAAUGCAAAUGCUGUUAAGAAAUACGUCUCCCCUUUAAACGACAUUGCCGACGAUUUUUUAAUACAUAUGGAAGGAUUAUUGGAUGAUCAAAGGGAACUUCCAGGUCAUUUCUUACACGAGCUUUACAAAUGGGCUUUAGAAUCUGUUUGCCGUGUUUCACUCGAUACACGAUUAGGUUGCGUCUCGAAGAAUCCAAAUCCCGAGUCGAAGAAAAUUAUCGAAGCUAUUAACACUUUCUUUUGGACUGUAGCUGAAGUUGAGCUUCGAUUACCUGUUUGGCGUUUUUAUAAAACCAAAACAUUCAAAGACUACAUUGGUGCGCUUGACAGCUUCCGAGAAUUGUGCAUGAAGCACAUCGAGAUCGCUAUGAGCAAAUUGAAUUUAGAGCAGGAGGUCAACUCAGAACACGUUUCAAUUGUAGAACAGAUUUUACAUGAAACACGAAACCCAAAAAUUGCUGCCGUAUUGGCUUUAGAUUUAAUGCUUGUAGGAGUUGAUACUACAUCUGUCGCUAUUUCCUCUACAAUGUACCAGUUGAGUCAGAAUGAGGACAAACAAGAGAAACUUUUCAACGAACUAAAGCAGGCAUUAGUUGAUAAGGAUUCGAAAGUGACGUCAGAGACACUUCAACAAUUGCCUUACUUGAAGGCGUGCAUCAAAGAAACGUUGCGCAUGUAUCCAGUGGUGCUUGGAAACGGCAGAAGUCUUCAAUCUGACGCUGUCAUCUGUGGCUACAACGUUCCAAAAGGCGUAAUUUCUCACAUUUUAUUUUUCCUUCUUUCACCGGAUAUUCAAUUUUCCUUUCCCGAUGUUUUAACUUUACAGACUCAUGUAAUUUUUCCGCAUUAUGUUUUAUCGAACAAGGAAAGUUACUUCCCGGAACCGUCAAAAUUUAUCCCCGAACGAUGGCUGAAAAAUGAUGAACAAACUCAGAACGAUAUUCAUCGAUUUGUGAGUCUUCCUUUCGGUUACGGUCGACGUACUUGUAUUGGCAGACGUUUCGCAGAAGCGGAAUUGGCCAUUUUAUUAUCAAAAAUUUUCCGAAAAUAUCACGUCAAAUAUAAUUACGGCACAAUGAAUUACCGAGUUAGUCCAACAUACAUUCCCGAUAAGCCACUGAAAUUUCAACUCGUUGAGCGCGACUCUUAACAGUAUUUUUUUAUUCAUUUGUUGCUGAUAACGAUUUUAUCUUUUAUCACUUUUAUAAAGCUUUAAAAUAUUUGUAAUAUUUUUUUUUUGUAUAAUUGUUGCUCAUUAUUGAGUACGCUUAAGCUUUAAACCAAUAAAUUGUUCACUGAUUCAC